Myotis lucifugus (little brown bat) is the source of this 1927-nucleotide messenger RNA. RefSeq names its product leucine rich repeat and Ig domain containing 4 (gene LINGO4). Gene Ontology annotation, molecular function: protein binding. The coding region runs from base 45 to 1829 and encodes 594 amino acids. NCBI's taxonomy places the organism in Eukaryota, Metazoa, Chordata, Mammalia, Chiroptera, Vespertilionidae. The record is from RefSeq and is a predicted model, not a curated record. The transcript is spliced from 2 exons.
CCCAACUUGAUGCGGCCCUCCAGCUUCUCCGGACUGAAGAGGGGAUGGCUGCCGUCACAAUAGCUCCAAAGCAAGCCCGGCCCCCAUGGCCGCCUCUCCUGCUCUUGCUCCUCCUGCCCGCAGGGAGCAGUGGCGGCUGCCCUGCUGUGUGUGACUGCACCUCCCAGCCCCGGGCAGUGCUCUGCGCCCACCGGCGGCUGGAGGCUGUGCCCGGGGGCCUCCCACUGGACACUGAGCUCCUGGACCUGAGUGGGAACCGUCUGUGGGCGCUGCAGCAGGGGAUGCUCUCUCGCCUGGGCCUGCUCCGGGAACUGGACCUCAGCUACAACCAGCUGUCCAGCCUGGAGCCCGGGGCCUUCCACGGCCUGCAGAGCCUGCUGACCCUGAGGCUGCAGGGCAAUCGGUUGCGAAUCAUGGGGCCUGGGGUCUUCUCGGGCCUGUCCGCCCUCACCGUGCUGGACCUCCGCCUCAACCAGAUUGUCCUCUUCCUUGAUGGAGCUUUUGGGGAUCUGGGCAGCCUCCAGCAACUGGAGGUUGGGGACAACCACCUGGUGUUUGUGGCUCCGGGGGCCUUCGCCGGGCUGGCCAAGCUGAGCGCCCUCACCCUGGAGCGCUGCAACCUCAGCACGGUGCCUGGCCUGGCCCUGGCCCGGCUCCCUGAACUAGUGUCCCUCCGGCUUCGAGAACUGGAUAUCGGGAGGCUGCCGGCGGGGGCGCUCCAGGGGCUGGGGCAGCUCAAGGAGCUGGAGAUCCAUCACUGGCCCGCUCUGGAGGCCCUGGAGCCUGGGAGCCUGGCUGGGCUCAAUCUGAGCAGCCUGGCCAUCACCCGCUGCAAUCUGAGCUCCGUGCCCUUCCAGGCGCUGCGCCACCUGAGCUUCCUCAGGGUCCUGGAUCUCUCCCAGAACCCCAUCUCGGCCAUCCCCGCCCGAAGGCUCAGUCCGCUGGUGCGCCUCCAGGAGCUGCGGCUGUCGGGGGCCUGCCUCACCUCCAUCGCCGCCCACGCCUUCCACGGCCUGACCGCCUUCCACCUCCUGGACGUGGCGGAUAAUGCCCUUCAGACACUCGAGGAGACAGCCUUCCCUUCUCCAGAUAAACUGGUCACCCUGAAGCUGUCUGGCAACCCCCUGACCUGUGACUGCCGCCUCCUCUGGCUGCUCCGGCUCCGCCGCCGCCUGGACUUCGGGACGUCCCCGCCUGCCUGUGCUGGCCCUCGGCACGUCCAGGGGAAGAGCCUGAGGGAGUUCUCAGACAUCCUCCCUCCAGGGCACUUCACUUGCCAACCAGCCCUGAUCCAGAAGUCUGGGCCUCGCUGGGUCAUCGCUGAGGAGGGCGGGCGCGCUGUCUUCUCCUGCUCUGGGGAUGGAGACCCAGCCCCCACCGUCUCCUGGAUGAGGCCUCCGGGGGCCUGGCUGGGGAGGGCUGGGAGAGUUCGGGUGCUGGAGGACGGGACCCUGGAGAUCCGCUCGGUGCAGCUACGGGAUAGAGGGGCCUAUGUCUGUGUGGUGAGCAACGUCGCUGGGAAUGACUCCCUGAGGACCUGGCUGGAAGUCAUCCAAGUUGAGCCGCCAAACGGCACUCUCUUUGACCCCAACAUCACUGCGCCAGGGGUCCCGGGGCCCUUCUUCCUGGACAGCAGAGGGGUAGCUAUGGUGCUGGCAGUGGGCUUCCUCCCCUUCCUCACCUCCGUGACCCUCUGCUUUGGCCUCAUUGCCCUCUGGAGCAAGGGCAAAGGUCGGGUCAAGCAUCACAUGACCUUUGACUUUGUGGCACCUCGGCCCUCUGGGGAUAAGAACUCUGGGGGAAACCGGGUCACUGCCAAGCUCUUCUGACCUUUCCUUUCACUCUGGGGACCCAGCCAAGCCAGCUUCAGAUACCAAAGGGGGAGGACCCACGGCCGCUUGGGCCAGAACCCAGUCCCAAGCAGCAC